UUGGAAACGCCAUGGCAACCACAAGAAUGAGUGAAAACACGAGUUGGCGGGGGGCCGGAUUGUAAAAGAUGUGUAUUCCCUGAGCGUGGGAGGGACGGAGGGAUGUCUCCGUGCACACACCGUGCACACUAAUCCACCAUCACAUGCACGAUGCGGUCACAUGACCAUGAUAGAUAUAUUUAGGAGUAUAGCGAUGUUGAAGUGGGUGUGAGUGGGAGAGGAAGGCAGGGGGAUUCCUCUGAAUGGAUUUUGUCAAGGACGUGCGUGUGGUGCAGCAGGAGGCGAGGUGGGGGAUGGACACAUUGCACACAACCACCAAAAUAGGACAGAGGGCCUGCCUGUGACGUCCUGCUUGUGCUAAAUUGAGGCGGCGGUGUGCUUUAUUUUCAUGGAGAGGAGCAGGCACAGAAGGAAGACGGUCAUCGAGGAGCAUUCAUGGACAAGAAGAUGUCCCAUCAGCAGGACGGUUACACCUACGAGUUCUGCGAUGCAGACCAUCCAGCAGAGCUCCUGCACGCCCUGAGACACUUCUACCUCAACGGCCUGUUUACUGACGUCACGCUGCAGUGUGGCGACUCCAGCCAGGUGUUCCACUGCCACAAGGCGCUGCUGUCCGCAAGGAGCUCCUAUUUCAAAAUCAUGUUCACGGCUGACAUGAGGGAGCGGUCCAACAGUGUCAUCAAGCUGAGCGGGGUCGACUGCGGGGUUCUGGCGGCUCUGGUCAACUACGUUUACACGGCUCAGGUGAGCAUCACGGAGACGAACGUGCAGAGCCUGCUGGAGGCUGCGGACCUGCUGCAGUUCAUCCCGGUCAAACAAGCGUGCCAAGCCUUCCUCGUUCGUCUCCUGGAUGUGGACAACUGCUUGGGCAUGCAUGCUUUUGCUCAGCUCCACCUGUGUCCCCAACUGGAGCGUGAGGCCAGGAGGAUGAUGCUGAGCAGGUUCUCAGAGCUGAUCCAGCAGGAAGAGUUCCUGGAGCUGGACCUGAAUAGGAUUCGAACCCUUGUGGCUACGCAGAAGCUGAGUGCACUGAAGGAUGAAGAGUUGAUAGAUGCGGUGGCCAAAUGGGUGAUCCAUGAUUUGGAGAACCGUCUUCAUUACACUAUGGACCUGCUCCAGUCCAUCCAUCUGGACCUGGAUGAGACUGACUUCAAGGCGAGUUUGGAGGUGCAAAGGCAGUGCUUGGUGGGGAGUGGUGACAGACUUAAAUCUAUGAUCAUGAAGGCUUCACGACCAAAGGAAAUAGGCACUAGUGGAAAAACGCCAUCAAGCAUUUACAUCAUCGGAGGGUACUACUGGCACCCUCUGUGUGAAGUUCACAUAUGGGAACCCUCAAGCGACACAUGGCUGCGAGGGAAAGACAUGCCGGAUCAUGCUAGAGAGAGCUACAGUGUGGCUUUACUGGGGGCGGAUAUCUACGUGACUGGCGGCUACAGGACCAACACGGUGGAAGCUCUCGACACUGUCUUUAUUUAUAACUGUGACGAUGACGAGUGGACAGAGGGCUGCCCCAUGAUCACAGCCAGAUACUACCAUUGCUCCGUGGCGCUACAUGGCUGCCUUUACGCCAUAGGAGGCUACAGGGGCGGCGCUCCAGAGCAGGAGACAGAAUGUUAUGAUCCACUCAAGAAGACAUGGCUCCCUUGCGCAAGAAUGAUCCAAGGUGUAGGAAAUGCCACUGCUUGUGUGGUGGGAGAUAAGAUCUAUGUGACUGGAGGCCACUAUGGCUUUAGAGGAAGCUGCACCUAUGAGAAGAUCCAAGUCUACAGGCCCGAUAGCAAUGAGUGGAGCAUCAUCACCAUCAGCCCUCAUCCAGAAUAUGGACUGUGUUCUGUGUCUCUGGAUAAGAAACUUUAUUUGGUGGGCGGGCAGACGACGAUUGCAGACUGCUACGACACAGAGAGGGAGGAAUGGAGCUCCAUAUCGGUGAUGAAGGAGAGGAGGAUGGAGUGUGGCGCCGCGGUGAUGAACGCUUGUAUCUACGUGACGGGAGGGUACUCCUACUCCAAAGGGACGUAUCUACAGAGCAUUGAGAGAUACCACCCACAGCUGGACACCUGGGAGAUGGUGGGGACUCUUCCAGGACCUUCCAGAUCACACGGAUGUGUUUGUUUUUACAGAGUUUAGUGUCCUGAUGAAUGGUUGCCAUUUUGUGCCAAAUACAUUCCCAUCGGGAACUAUGCAAGUAUCCAUCGAUCCAUCAAUCUUCUACCGCUUCGCGGGGGUAGCAGCCUAAGCAGGGAAAAACAGACUAUCCUCUCCCCGGCUAAUUCAUCCAGGUCCUCCCGGCUGAUCCGGAGGUGUUCCCAGGCCAGCUGAGAGACAUAGUCUCUCCAAUGUGUCCUGGGUCUUCCCCGAGGCUUCCUACCAGUCGGAUGUGCCUUGAACACCUUCCCAGGGAGGCGUCCGGGAGGCAUCCUGACCGGAGCCACCUCAUCUGGCUCCUCUCAGUGUGGAUGAGCAGCUGUUAUUCUCAGAGUUUCUCCCGGAUGACAGUGCUUCUCACCUUAUCUCUAAGGGAGAGUCCAGCCACCCUACGGUGGCAAUUAUGCACUCAUCUUGGCUUUUAACCAACUACUGCUUCAAGAACUGAGCAUCCUCGAUAGAAGUGUGCACAAGAAGGAUCUGGAGGAUCUUUGAAUCACGUUUUAGCAGUAGGUCUGAAAAAAAGUCAUAGCACUCCUGUUAAAUAGCGAGGAUCUUUGACUUGUGCUUUUGCAGUACUGUAGAUCCUUAAAAAAGCAGAGCAGUCCUGUUACGUAGAGGAUCUUUGACUAGCAUUUUUGCAACACAGCGGUCCUGUCACAUGGAUCAUCUUUGACCAGCGUUUCUGCAGUACAUCCUUAAAACAGUGGAGCACUCCUGCCACCUCUUUGACUUGCAUAUUUGCAGUAGAGCCUAAAAAAAGCAGCGCUCCUGUCAUAUAAAGGAUCUUUGACUCCCAUUUUGCAGUAAAGCCUAAAAAUAGCACAGCGCUCCUGUCACAUAGAGGACUCAGCGGUCCUGUCACAUGGGUCAUCUUUGACCAGAGCUUUUGCAGCAGAUCCUUAAACAGUGGAGCACUCCUGUCACAUAGAGGAUCUUUGUCGAGUGUUUUUGGAGUCUGAAAAAAGCAGAGUGCUUCUGUCACAUAGAGAGGAUCUUUGACUAGCGCUUUUGCAGUACUGUAGAUCCUUAAAACAGCAGAGUGCUCAUGUCACCUAAAGAAUCUUUGACUAGCGUUUUUGCAGUACAGUGGUGCUGUCACAUAGACAAUCUUUCACCAGCGUUUUUGUAGUAGAUCCUUAAAAGGGUAAAGCUCUCUCAUGAAAAGGAUUUUUGACUCCCGUUUUUGCAGUUGAGACGAAAAACAGCAGAGCGCUCAUGUCACCUAAACAAUCUUUGACUAGCGUUGUUGCAGCACAGCAGUCCUGUCACAUACACAAUCUCUGACCAGCGUAUUUGCAGUAGAUCCUUAAAAGGGUAAAGCACUCCUGUCAUAUAGAGGCUCUUGACUUGCAUAUUUGCAGAAGAUCCUAAAAAACAGAACAACGCUCCUGUCAUAUGAAGGAUCUUUGACGAACAUUUUGCUUGCAUCUCUUAUCCAUCCAUCCAUCCAUUUUCUAUGCCGCUUCUCCUCAUUAGGGUCGCGGGGGUAUGCUGGAGCCUAUCUCAGCUGACUUCGGGCGAGAGGCGGGGUACACCCUGGACUGGUCGCAGGGCACAUAUAGACAAACAACCAUUCACACUCACAUUCGUACCUAUGGACAAUUUAGAGUCUCCAAUUAACCUAACAUGCAUGUUUUUAGAAUGUGGGAGGAAACCGGAGUACCCGGAGAAAACCCACGCAGCAACGGGCAGAACAUGCAAACUCCACACAGAAAUGCCCAAGGAAGAAUUGAACCCAGGUCUUUCCGGUCUCCUGACUCUGACUGUGUGGCCAACAUGCUAACCACUAGACCACCGUGCGGCCCUGUACCUCUUAUUACAUGAUCAAUUUGGUGAGUUAAAAAUGUGAAGGUAUGGCAGGGCUUUGCAAUGACAUGAUAUACAAAAUAAGGAAAAUACUGAAGGGAAAGUCUACCUGCCCGUCCUCAAUUUUCUGAAAUGAUGGUCACCAGAACAACUGAUUGAACAUCCCUGCUCUCAGGAAUUACUGUAUUGUAUGUAUUUGUAUUAGAUAUACUUCUAGUAAAUAAGCUAUUAAAUUGGUCUAUUGAUCCACUAUGGUUUGGGUGCAAAAAACACAGAGGAUGCAUUUUGUUCACACCAAAGCAAAGUUUUUUUUUACUUGAAUAAUUAAACGACUACUGUACUGAAUUAUGACUUCCUCUGUCUUUCACUUGAAUGGCUCCCUAAAAGGUUUUAAAAGGGAAUGUUGGAAGAUUUCAUUGUUAUUAAUUUAGUGAAACAAUGAAUGAUUUCUCUCAUUUAGGCAUAUGGGAUAUAUACGAACACAAUCCAGCUUAUGCAACAUAUCCUCUU
This is a messenger RNA of Dunckerocampus dactyliophorus (ringed pipefish), 4464 nucleotides long. It is a transcript of the gene klhl23, whose product is annotated as kelch-like family member 23. Bases 436 to 2127 code for a protein of 563 amino acids. The record is from RefSeq and is a predicted model, not a curated record. The transcript has 4 exons. Lineage: Eukaryota; Metazoa; Chordata; Actinopteri; Syngnathiformes; Syngnathidae. Gene Ontology annotation, molecular function: protein binding.